CGGGGUCCAGAGAGUCCGGAGGAGGCAGGGGGUACAGCCGACACCACAACCUCCCAGCUGCAAGCCAAGGGAACUCGCUUCCACCUCCAAGUCCGGGGAAUCCCCAACGACGUCGACUACAAUGCCGAACUCGCCAUCCCAGCUUUCCGAAGACUUCACAGCCCCUCACCAGGCACCCGUUGAAGGCGGCUCUUCGGCCCUCUCGCGAGAGAGUGCCUGGUGGUACCUCCUUCCUCAGCUGUCUUUCUCUUCCCGCCCCCAAAGUGAUUGCGCGGCUUCCUCCGGAGGGCGGGAGCCUUGGACGUGGCGGGGCCGGGCCAGCCUGGCUGCCGGGCCUGGGGCGCUCUGCUUGGCCGCUCGGCUCACUCGGCCGCUUGGCUGGCCCUCCGCACCCGCCGUCCAGCCCCCGGCCGGUCCCCUGCCUUUCCAGGUAGACGGCCCGAGUAACGGCGGGGUGGAGCCGCGGGCCAGUUUGGGGCGGGUCCGGAGAAUGGCUUCGGAGAUGGAGUCGUCUCUCGAGGCAAGCUUCACGUCCAGCGGUGCGGUGUCAGGGGCUUCAGUAUUUCUGCCUCCGGCUCGCUCCCGUAUCUUCAAGAUAAUCGUGAUCGGUGACUCCAAUGUGGGCAAGACGUGCCUGACCUACCGCUUCUGCGCCGGCCGCUUCCCGGACCGCACCGAGGCUACUAUCGGGGUGGAUUUCCGAGAACGAGCGGUGGAGAUUGAUGGGGAGCGCAUCAAGAUCCAGUUAUGGGACACAGCAGGACAAGAACGAUUUAGAAAGAGCAUGGUACAGCACUACUACAGAAAUGUACAUGCUGUUGUCUUCGUGUAUGAUAUGACCAACAUGGCUAGUUUUCAUAGCCUACCAUCUUGGAUAGAAGAAUGCAAACAACAUUUGCUAGCCAGUGACAUACCACGGAUUCUCGUUGGAAAUAAAUGUGACUUGAGAAGUGCCAUUCAAGUACCUACAGACUUGGCACAGAAAUUUGCUGACACACAUAGUAUGCCUUUGUUUGAAACCUCUGCGAAAAACCCCAAUGAUAAUGACCAUGUGGAAGCUAUAUUUAUGACCUUGGCUCAUAAACUUAAGAGCCACAAACCAUUAAUGCUUAGUCAACCCCCCGAUAACGGAAUUACUCUGAAGCCUGAACCAAAGCCUGCAAUGACAUGCUGGUGCUAAGUAACAGUCUUUAUUAUACUAUCUAAUUUUGACAAAAGAAAUACUUUUGAAGUAUGACAGUGAUAAGUCAUAAGAUUUAAUCUCAAGUAUAAUGGAUCAUCCUGACACUUUACUAUUUAUCAUUGUCAUGCUGAUUUUUUGUAUUUUGUAUCUACUUAAUUAAGUUUGUCACUGUGACAACACAGGGAAAAAGUUGGUUUUCAUGUGAGGUUGAAAAUGAAGCAAAGGUAGAAUGAAUCAGAACAUUUUUCCAUUGAGAACCCAAAGAAGGAGGCUUCAGAUGAGAGCAUGAUAGUAUUUUAGGAGUAAGUGACUGUUCAAUCGUGUAUUAAUGGGAUUGAAAAAAAAAAAUUAAAGGUUUAGGACAUACUUCCUAGGUGUGUCCUUUGAAUGGGAAGUGUUCUCAAUAGGAUAAACCUGGUAUUUGCCUCUGCCUAUAGUUCUUUCUUUGUAUUAUUGAUGUAUUUAAUUGCAUUAUUAUUGGUACAUUUUAGAGCCAAGACUUUAUGUUGUUCCAGUGGGAGGAGAAGGCAUGGAAUGUUUUCUGGUUCUCUGUGCAUAAAGAGUGACUUUUCCAAUGA
This is a messenger RNA of Prionailurus viverrinus (fishing cat), 1761 nucleotides long. RefSeq names its product RAB33B, member RAS oncogene family (gene RAB33B). NCBI's taxonomy places the organism in Eukaryota, Metazoa, Chordata, Mammalia, Carnivora, Felidae. Bases 122 to 1180 code for a protein of 352 amino acids. Gene Ontology annotation, cellular component: endosome; Golgi apparatus. Gene Ontology annotation, molecular function: GTP binding; GTPase activity. The record is from RefSeq and is a predicted model, not a curated record. The transcript is spliced from 3 exons. Gene Ontology annotation, biological process: Rab protein signal transduction.